This is a messenger RNA of Corapipo altera (White-ruffed manakin), 1422 nucleotides long. It is a transcript of the gene LMO2, whose product is annotated as LIM domain only 2. The transcript has 4 exons. The coding region runs from base 40 to 660 and encodes 206 amino acids. Gene Ontology annotation, molecular function: DNA-binding transcription factor binding; transcription coactivator activity. Gene Ontology annotation, cellular component: nucleus. Lineage: Eukaryota; Metazoa; Chordata; Aves; Passeriformes; Pipridae. The record is from RefSeq and is a predicted model, not a curated record. Gene Ontology annotation, biological process: positive regulation of transcription by RNA polymerase II.
CGGCCCCGCCGGCCGGGGCGCGGGGGGAGCGCGGCGGGGAUGGGAGGAGGAAAUCCUGUGAAUGUCAUCGCGGGCCGGCGAGGGAGCGCGGCUGGAGACAAGGCUCCGCGGGCAGACACCCUGUGCGCGGCCGGCGGGGGCAGAGCCCACCACCGGCACGCCACAAAGGAACCGGCCCUGCCAAUGUCAUCGGCCAUCGAGAGGAAAAGCCUCGAUCCUUCCGAGGAGCCAGUGGAUGAAGUCCUCCAGAUCCCCCCUUCUCUGCUGACAUGUGGAGGGUGCCAGCAGAACAUUGGGGACCGGUAUUUCCUGAAGGCCAUCGACCAGUACUGGCACGAGGACUGUCUGAGCUGCGACCUCUGUGGCUGCAGGCUCGGCGAGGUUGGGAGACGCCUCUACUACAAACUGGGCAGAAAACUCUGCAGGAGGGACUAUCUCAGGCUUUUUGGCCAGGACGGGCUCUGCGCCUCCUGCGACAAGCGAAUCCGGGCCUACGAGAUGACCAUGAGGGUGAAGGACAAGGUGUAUCACCUGGAAUGCUUCAAAUGCGCUGCCUGCCAGAAACACUUCUGUGUUGGGGACAGAUAUCUCCUCAUCAACUCGGACAUAGUGUGUGAACAGGACAUCUACGAGUGGACUAAGAUCAAUGGGAUGAUCUAGCAAGGACGUGUCUCAGAGUCUGUCACAGACAUCUCACGGGCGAUGCCGGUGCCCGGCUGCAGUGAGGAGAUGACAAUGGAGCUGUGGAAUUUAAAAUGGGGGGAAACACCACAGAGUCGGCCCUUUGCAGGCAGUGCCACGUAGAAUGUAAACUACACAUAGGUGAAGGAGGGAGAGCAAAGCAAUAGUAGAUAGACUGACUUGUGGUGACCACAUGGACAGUAACUGACAUCAGCCACGGGGACAAACACAACUCCAUAACCAAUUCUCCCAACUGGGAAAGAGUAGGGACUUCUGUAAAGAGAUGUUAUGAUGUCAUCACCUGCAGACUAGGAUUGUGCAAUUAAAUUUUCUUUUUGUCUUGUUUUAAUUAAUUAAGUUUAGACUACAGCUCCCAAAUUAGGUGUGAGGAGGAAUACUGGAAGAAAAGAACCAUCCCUGACGUGGUCAUUCCACAUGGCCUUCCACUUUGGAUGGGAAAGAAAGCAGGAAGAGAGUGGGGGUUAUUUUUGCAUGGAUUUUUUGUUUUUCCUUUGGGAAUGAACAGUGCAUCCUCUAGUCCCAAACUCUUCUUUUAAAAAAUCCUGCUGAAUAGUUGUUUUCAGGCACUGCUGUUUUGAGAUGAGAUGUUCCCCAGAUCAUUUCUAUACAAAUAUAAAUCUAAAGAGUUGUUCAACUAUUUUAUUAACUUAGAUUAUAUCAAUAAAAUAUUCGUUGUGUGUAGUAAGACUCUGCAGCUUUAAUAAAAAUAAUGGAAGAAUU